AUGGAUGGAGAAAAGAGCUUUGGUCAAUUGUCCUUCUAUUGCAAUUCUAAACUUUAUCAGAAUUAUGAAAAACAAUUCGGCUAUGAUAAUCAAGGAUACUUCAACAAUGAUGGGGACAUGCUAACUAUUUUGGAACACCGUCCUGCAUGUGCAGGUUUUGCCAAAAAGGCUGUUGAUUGUGGUGCUACAACAAUAAAAGCUGCAGUAGACCUAAAUUUUCAAGGUCGAUCAGAUAUUUAUCUUGAUGUAUGUAAAAUUAAAUCUCCAUCAAGUCUAUCCAGGAAUACAGAGAAACAAGAAUUAUUGAUGAAAUACACCCUGGAUGUUGUCAAAGAUUACCUACCACCAUAUUAUAUACAUGAUUAUUUAGAUUUCUAA
Lottia gigantea (owl limpet) is the source of this 378-nucleotide messenger RNA. RefSeq lists its product as hypothetical. The coding region runs from base 1 to 378 and encodes 125 amino acids. The transcript has 4 exons. The record is from RefSeq and is a predicted model, not a curated record. Lineage: Eukaryota; Metazoa; Mollusca; Gastropoda; Lottiidae.